Molecule: messenger RNA, 408 nt
Organism: Oikopleura dioica
Lineage: Eukaryota; Metazoa; Chordata; Appendicularia; Copelata; Oikopleuridae
Source: the annotation of a GenBank genome assembly
AUGAUCUUCGUUCUCGCCCUCAACAUUUUCACCCACAGCAGUCUCGGCUUCUUCCUCAUCGCCGUUGCAAUGGCCUUCUCUUUGUGCAUCCAAGUCAGUGUGCCCUACAUGCUUCUGGGAAUCUACCGCGAAGAUCCCAGCUAUCCAAAAUCGAGAGGACUAUCAAGCGACAAUUCGAUAAUUUCUUCUACUUUCUCGGUGGGACAGGCAGCGGCGAUUUUGCUGAGUUUUAUCGUCCAAAAAACUGGCACAACUACGGUGAUCAUUCCUUGGUCUCUUGGCUCUGCGAUUUUAGCACUAAUAACUGCGUUUUAUCUUGAUUAUGGAAGCAAUGAAGCCUCGAAAGCAAACGAAAACAAGAAGCAAGAAGACAUUCAAUUAACUGAUAACAGAAAUGAAAAUCUUUAA